AAUGUAUACACACAGCACCACGUAUCACGCGUAUGAACGUACGAGUACACACACAGCGUCAUUCAUUGCGGUGGCAUAAGUAACCUUGAAAAGGCCACCUCGAAGCGCUACUACUUUAGUCCGCUAAAUACGCCGGAGUUCGCCGCAGCCUCCAAUUAUAACCGCAACGAUCUGUGUCUACUUCGAUGUCUGAAUGAGGUAUUAAGGCGAGGUGCGAAAUUAUUUUUUCCGCGGCGUAUCGCUGAAAAUUUCAGAGCGAGAGAGACGUAUAGAUCGAGUGAUGUUUCGCUGAUUCCGGUUGCGUUUCUCACCGUCGUCAUCGCUAUUGAAAUGUCACUGUGAAGAAAGUCGCGGCUUUCGGCGACGCUUACCGGGGGGUGCUGCGCGUUGUCGGUGCUCUGCAUAGGUUAUAUCACACUGGGGUGCCUCUGACACGCGAGAGAAAAAAAAAGAAACGAGGAUGUCAUUUACGAGGAAUUAAGCGGCGAAUGCCGUGCGUGAUAAUUAUCGGUGCUUCAGCAGCAUGGUGCAGCGUCCUGUUGCGCCUCGGCGCAAUGUCAGAAUACUGUUGAUCGGCGAACGUGGUGUCGGCAAAACUUCCCUGAUAUUGUCAUUGGUGAGCGAGGAAUAUGCGGAAGAAGUGCCCAGCAAGGCUGAGGAGAUCACGAUACCGGCAGACGUCACGCCGGAACAAGUGCCGACGAACAUAGUCGACUAUUCGGCGGUAGAGCAAACAGACGAUCAGCUGGCAGAGGAAAUACAAAAGGCACAUGUGAUAUGCGUUGUUUACUCCGUUGACGAUGAGGAUACUCUGGACAGAGCUGCCAGCUAUUGGCUACCAUUGAUCAGAAGAUGCUCGCCUGACAAUCGGUGUCCGGUUGUGCUUGUAGGCAAUAAGAUUGAUCUUGUGGAUUAUUCCACUAUAGAGGCUGUAUAUCCCAUUAUGAAAGAGUUCACAGAGAUUGAAAGCUGCAUAGAGUGUUCAGCCAAAACACUUCAGAAUGUCUCGGAAACAUUUUAUUAUGCACAAAAGGCAGUUUUGCAUCCAACCACACCUUUGUACAAUUAUGACACACAAGAGCUCACGGAAGAGUGCAAAACUGCCCUACAGCGAAUUUUUAAAAUAUGCGAUGUGGAUAAUGAUGGACUUUUAAACGAUAUAGAGUUGAAUGCAUUUCAGCAGUGGUGCUUCAAUACACCACUGCAACCGCAAGUAUUGGAUGAUGUAAAAGCUGUUUUGUCGAAAAACAUUUGCGACGGUGUAUGUAACGGUUGUGUCACAAUGAAAGGUUUCAUGUAUUUGCAAUGUUUAUUUAUACAACGCGGGAGGAACGAAACGACCUGGGCAGUAUUAAGAAAAUUUGGAUACGACAACGAGCUGCAAAUGUCGAAAGAAUAUAUCCAUCCUCCAUUAAAAAUUCCAUUGGGCUGCACCACCGAAUUAUCGCACAAGGGCCAGGAGUUCUUAACGUUACUGUUCAUGCAACACGAUCGCGAUCGUGAUGGAGCUCUUUCGCCACUAGAAUUGGAAUCGUUGUUCUCGCGAUGUCUUGUUCCGCCAUGGGGCGAGGAGUACAAAUACACUGUACCCACGAACGAGAAGGGUUGGCUUACGUUCCAAGGAUACAUGUGUCAAUGGGCGCUGCUGACGCUGACGAAUGUGCGCAAAACCUUGGAGUACAUGGCUUACCUGGGGUACAAUAUGUACCAUAACGAGUGUCAAACGAGCUCGAUCCUUGUGACUCGCGAAAAGAAAGUCGAUCUCGCGAAGAAGCAAUCCAGCAGGAAUGUUUACACCUGUCACGUGAUUGGUCCGAAGAGCAGCGGGAAGACUACGUUAUGCAGGACUUUUAUCGAUCCUAAACUUGAGAAAUUAAACGACAAAGUGGUACCAUCAAAUGCUCACGUCACUGUGAAUACGUUGCACGUAUACGGGCAGGAAAAGACGGUGGUGCUGAAGGACAUAAACGUGUUGAACGUGCAGGACGCAUUAACGCCGGCGGAAAUACAGUGCGACGCGGCAGCUCUCGUUUACGACGCCAGUAAUCCGAAAUCAUUCGAAUACAUAGCGCGCAUUUAUAUCAAAUACUUCGCCGACAGUAAGAUUCCCGUUCUGAUAAUAGCGAACAAAAGCGAUCUUUCCGAGGUGAAACAGGGAUACUUGCUGCAGCCGACUGCCUUUUGCAGCAAGUAUAAACUCAUGCCUCCGCAACCCUACAGCAUUUCACGCACGGUCCGGCGUGAAAUCUUCGUCAAGCUAGCCACGAUGGCAGCCUUCCCCCGCUUUCAAGGAGCGUGGGUAUUAUUUUACAGAGACAGGCACAUAAAUCAAUUCGGCCUAAUGCAGGGAGAUUCUCUGGUCUGGUGGAAAGCAGGACUGGGAAUCGCGGUUGCUACAAUCGCCGGUUACGUGAUGAUGCGUGUAUUGAACACAGAGAAAAGAUAGUCUACCAUUUUCGUGCUACUUGUGCAUGUUUAACUGCCUCCUGUUGUCGAUUAAAGAAAGAGAGCCGUAUUAUAGAUAUAAUCGCGGUAUAUAGGCUGAACAUACAUAUAUAAAUAUAUAUUCGUAAAUCACACACUGAUUUUCAAUAUAUAAUAGCUAAGUAUUAGAGAGAAUUAUGAUAAAGAAGGUGCAAAUACUGUACUUUCAUGUAGAGGUGCGCUUACUUUACUUUGUUCAAAGAAUAUAUCAAAGUUUUUAUUUGCCGUUUUUCUUCCGGUGUACCAUCCUACAGAAACUAUUUUCACCGUCUGUAAUAAAUUAUUGUUUAAUGUAUUGUAAUAUAAAGUGGAAAAAAUGCAUUGUAUU
This is a messenger RNA of Linepithema humile (Argentine ant), 2812 nucleotides long. It is a transcript of the gene Miro, whose product is annotated as mitochondrial Rho GTPase. NCBI's taxonomy places the organism in Eukaryota, Metazoa, Arthropoda, Insecta, Hymenoptera, Formicidae. Gene Ontology annotation, molecular function: calcium ion binding; GTP binding; GTPase activity. Gene Ontology annotation, cellular component: mitochondrial outer membrane. Gene Ontology annotation, biological process: mitochondrion organization; small GTPase-mediated signal transduction. The record is from RefSeq and is a predicted model, not a curated record.